CAACACAACGAGAAGGGGGGAAGAGAAGUUUCCGGCGAAGUCGCAAUCACCGGCGCCGAAGAUUUCACUACCGGUAGAGUAAACCGCUGCUGACUUCUAACAAUGGAGACGAUGAUGACGCUCGUAUCUCCCCCGGUCGUUCCGGUUUCUGGUUAUAAAUCCGGCAUUGUGACUUGUUCGUCGGUGUCAGUACAUCGUUCUCCAUCUCUGUCGUGUUUGUCGUCUCUUCGCUCUGGUUCUUCGGUUUGGGAUCUGAAGUCUUGUUCUGGUCGGAGAAAGUGUGUCGCAAAGUUUAGCAGAAUGUCGGUUGUUGUUGCCGCUGCAGCCAUUGCAGAACCUCGAACCGUCCUGGUUACCGGCGCCGGCGGAAGGACAGGGCAGAUUGUGUACACGAAACUAAAGGAGAGACCCGACCAGUUCGUGGCAAGGGGUCUGGUUAGGACUGAUGAGAGCAAGGAGAAGAUUGGCGGAGAGGAUGAUGUCUAUGUCGGAGAUAUCAGAGACGCUGCCGCCAUUGCUCCUGCGGUCCAAGGAAUCGAUGCCCUUAUCAUUCUCACUAGUGCUGUCCCUAAAAUGAAACCCGGUUUUGAUCCUACCAAAGGCGGAAGACCAGAGUUCUACUUCGAAGAUGGGGCUUAUCCAGAACAGGUUGACUGGAUUGGUCAGAAGAAUCAGAUAGACGCAGCCAUGGCUGCUGGAGUUAAGCAGAUUGUCUUGGUUGGGUCAAUGGGAGGAACAAAUCUUAAUAACCCUCUGAACAGCAUUGGCAAUGGCAAUAUUCUGGUAUGGAAGAGGAAGGCCGAGCAAUAUUUGGCAGAUUCUGGUGUCCCCUACACAAUAGUCAGGGCCGGUGGUCUGCAGGAUAAGGAAGGUGGAAUCCGAGAAUUGCUCGUGGGGAAAGACGAUGAGCUUCUCGAGACGGACACGAGAACGAUCGCGAGGGCUGAUGUAGCAGAAGUCUGCAUCCAGGCAUUGCAGUUGGAGGAGGCGAAAAACAAAGCAAUAGAUCUGGCCUCCAAGCCGGAGGGGACUGGAACUCCAACGAAAGAUUUCAAGUCACUCUUCGCACAAGUAACGUCCCGGUUCUGAUCUUUCUGUUUGUUCCUGUUUUUAGAUUCAGAGUUGAGAGAACUACUACUGUCCAUUUAAUGCAGUAGACACCCUUUUGUCUUAACGGCUCUUUCUGUAUUUCCAAGGGUUUUGUCCUUUAAUUUUAGUGCAUUGAAGACUGAA
This is a messenger RNA of Tarenaya hassleriana, 1233 nucleotides long. RefSeq lists its product as uncharacterized. The transcript has 7 exons. Gene Ontology annotation, cellular component: chloroplast. The coding region runs from base 103 to 1089 and encodes 328 amino acids. The record is from RefSeq and is a predicted model, not a curated record. Lineage: Eukaryota; Viridiplantae; Streptophyta; Magnoliopsida; Brassicales; Cleomaceae. Gene Ontology annotation, molecular function: oxidoreductase activity.